Molecule: messenger RNA, 1345 nt
Organism: Gossypium arboreum
Lineage: Eukaryota; Viridiplantae; Streptophyta; Magnoliopsida; Malvales; Malvaceae
Product: gibberellin 2-beta-dioxygenase 1-like
Exons: 3
Coding region: 159-1157 (332 amino acids)
Biological process (GO): gibberellin catabolic process; response to light stimulus
Source: RefSeq, a predicted model, not a curated record
CAUCUGUAUCAAACUCCAAAACUUUCUCUUCUUUCAUCUCCAAACCAGUUCAAUCUUAUCCAUCCGUUUUGCUUUCUUUCUUAGUUGCAUCGAAAAGAACCCAACAAAGAUAACAUCAAACAACUGACAAAGAAAAGGCAGCAAGCAAGGAAAAAACAAUGGUGAUACUGUCAAAACCAGCAAUUGAACAGUUUGGUUGUAUCAGAAACAAGCAGGCAGCUACAUUGUUCCCUCCGCUUAUCCCUCUUGUGGACCUCUCCAAACCAGAUUCCAGGCAGCAGAUCAUCAAAGCCUGCGAAGAAUUUGGGUUCUUCAAGGUGAUCAACCAUGGUGUUCCCAUGGACUUCAUUUCCCGGCUGGAAUCUGAAGCCACCAAGUUCUUCUCUUUACCCCUUUCGGAGAAAGAGAAAACAGGACAACCCCAGCCUUAUGGCUAUGGUAAUAAAAGGAUUGGACCAAAUGGUGAUGUUGGUUGGGUGGAAUAUCUUCUCCUCACAACCAACCAAGACCCGAAUCUCCUUGGAACUGAAAACCCAGAGAGUUUCAGGAUUGCUUUGGAUAAUUAUAUGGCAGCAGUGAAGAAAAUGGCAUGUGAGAUACUUGAAAUGAUAGCUGAUGGGCUAAAGGUUCAGCCAAGAAAUGUGUUGAGUAAGCUGAUGAUGGAUGAACAGAGUGACUCUGUUUUCAGGCUGAACCAUUACCCUCCGUGCCCAGAGGUGGUUCAGUCCUUGAAUGGAACGAGCAGUAAUGUGAUUGGAUUCGGUGAACACACUGACCCACAAAUCAUUUCAGUCCUAAGAUCCAACAACACUUCCGGCCUUCAAAUCUCUCUUAGAGAUGGCACUUGGAUUUCAGUCCCACCAGACCAAUACUCUUUUUUCAUCAAUGUUGGUGAUUCCUUACAGGUGAUGACAAAUGGAAGGUUUAAAAGUGUGAAGCACAGGGUACUGGCCAACAGUGUGAAAUCAAGGCUUUCAAUGAUUUAUUUUUGUGGACCACCUUUGAGUGAGAAAAUAGCUCCAUUGCCAUCUUUGAUGAGAGGGGAUCAACAAAGCUUGUACAAAGAAUUUACAUGGUUUGAGUACAAAAAAUCUGCUUACAGUUCUAGAUUGGCAGAUAACAGGCUCAUGCACUUCGAAAAAAUAGUUGCCUCAUAAUGUUCAAUAUCUUUUAGCUUCUCAUUAUGCUUUUCUUUAAAAGUAGUUUUUUUAGUAUACUUUUUGAAAAAAAAUACAAGUAGAAGCCUUUUAGUAUGAAAUUUCCUCUAGUUGGGAAAAGAAACCGUGUAAUUUUACCCCUCUUUUUUUUCUGUGCUCAGUGUAACUAUCUUGUUAAUAUGGUACAA